UUACCACAGAUAGAUGCAUAAAAUAGUAUGGAGCCAGCUUCAGUUGAUUUAAAAAAAAGAAACAUGAAAGCUGGCGAAAAGAAAUUAUCAAAGGAGCAUAUUGGCUUUCCAGCAGACUUUAGACAUGUCAGCCAUGUUGGUUGGGAUCCUAACGGAGGCUUUGAAAUUAAUAAUAUUGACCCACAAUGGAAGAAAUUAUUUGGUGCAGUUGGUGUUACGGAAAAGCAACUUGAAGAUGAAGACAAUGCAGAGUUAGUCAGCAAGUUUGUGGAAUCUCAUGAUGGUUCAACAUAUUCAUCUUCAUUACCUGUAUGUGACAAUGGACAACCAUUAUUUGUUCCUACAAAAGCAGCAACACUGCCUUCUAAAUCAACAGGUUUUUUUGGUACAAAAUUUUCUUCUGCUCCUUCACCAUGCGAUGACACACAACCAUUACCUGCUUCUAGAAGUGUUACUCUGCCUACUAAACCAGUGAGAAGUGAUAUUACGCAUUAUAAAGCAGAAGCAACACUAUCUUAUAGCAAUUUUAAAAAAGGAAAAUCGAAAGUAGUAAAGAGACUUUCUAAGGAAGAUAUUGGUUUUGCAUCUGACUUUAGGCAUAUUGGUCAUGUAGGUUUUGAUAGUUCAUCUUACGCUCAAAGUGGUUUUGAAUCUAGCGAUGCUGAAAAUCCUAUUAAAGAACAGGAAGAACCUGAUCAAAAUUUAGAAUAUUCUGAUCCACUAAAAAACAAUGACCAGUAUUUGACAUCUCCUCAAAGUUGGACAGUUGAAGAUGUUUGUACAUGGUUGCGCUCUAUAGCAUUAGAUGACUAUGUUGAGGUGUUCACUACUAAUGCCAUUGAUGGAACAGAGCUAAUGUGUCUAAAUGAUGAUAGUCUUUCCAAUAGUUUAAAUAUUUCACCUCUUGGCCAUCGAAAUAAAAUAAUAAGGGAGAUAAACCAGCUAAAACAACUGAGCUAUUAUAAUGAUGACAUAGUUGGCUGUAACAAUGAUAAUGAUGUGGUUCCUAGUGAUUUCUUAUGUCCUAUAACCAUGGAAAUAAUGGUAGAUCCAGUUAUUGCUGCAGAUGGUUUCACUUAUGAAAAAAAAUCAAUCAUGUCGUGGUUGUCAUCUGGAAAAUUAACAAGUCCUAUGACAAACAUUCCUUUGUCUCAUACGGAGUUAGUCCCAAAUCAGUCGUUAAAAAACGUAAUUGAAAAGUUUUUUGGACCUUGAAGAAGAAAUAAACAUUAGAAUUCAAAAUAUAUUAUAAUAAAUUUAUUAUAUUUCAAAGUAACAAAUUUUAUAUAGAAUAAUUAUAAAUAAUAUCUUGUUAUUAUUUAUAUAAUUACUUAAUAAAGAUUUUUAUUUUGAGAACGAGUUUUGUAUUUCGAAGAGAAAGCUCAUAUUUUUAGAACAAGUUUUGUAUUUCGAAGAGAAAACUUAUAUUUUCAGAACGAGUUUUGUAUUUCGAAGAGAAAACUUAUAUUUUCAGAACGAGUUUUGUAUUUCGAAGAGAAAACUUAUAUUUUCAGAACGAGUUUUAUAUUUUAAAAAAGACAUUUUUAGAACUUAUAUAAAAGUUUUUAAG
This is a messenger RNA of Hydra vulgaris (swiftwater hydra), 1570 nucleotides long. RefSeq names its product SH3 and multiple ankyrin repeat domains protein 2. Gene Ontology annotation, molecular function: ubiquitin-protein transferase activity; protein binding. Gene Ontology annotation, biological process: actin filament organization; protein ubiquitination. The record is from RefSeq and is a predicted model, not a curated record. Lineage: Eukaryota; Metazoa; Cnidaria; Hydrozoa; Anthoathecata; Hydridae.